Chara braunii is the source of this 3693-nucleotide messenger RNA. The record is from the annotation of a GenBank genome assembly. NCBI's taxonomy places the organism in Eukaryota, Viridiplantae, Streptophyta, Charophyceae, Charales, Characeae.
GUAAUUUUCCGGUGUGGGCAAAUGCCCCUGGCUUUGGCGGCCCGUCCGAACGGUAUAUGCUGUCACGUCACGUACAUCACGUCAGGUCACGUACCAGUGGCUGCAGCGUCGCCGACACAGAGGAGGAGGAGGAGAAGGAGGAGGAGGUGGUGGUAGUUCACCUUCGCCGCCUGGGCCCGCAUGAUCAGUUCCAAGUGAGUUCUGUCUUUAUGACUUAAAAGUACGGGUGUCUCACGAGCCCGUCGCAUGCUUCCCGCUCAUGUUCAAGUGCACCUGGCCUCUGUUUCUCACCAUCAUUCUUACUGUUUGCUGUUAUACACUCACGCGGAUGGACAGAACGGCAACCGCACUACCACACAAAGAAUUGUGUGACAACAAAGAGGGUGACAACGAAGGGUAUGACAACAAAGAGUGUGACAACAAAGAGUGUGACAAUGUGAUGGGUUGCAUACGGAAGGACAAUGAUGGUUAUGAUAGCCGAGGCCGUGCAGCGACUAAGUCCGAGGGGGAUGGAGAGAACCUUCUUCUUGUUAUAGCCCAUCCAGACGACGAGUCGAUGUUUUUCGCGCCGUCGAUCCUUAGUCUUGUCAGCUUUGACGAUGGUGAAGAAUGGAUGGCGAUGACAAGGAAGAGAAAAGACAAGAACGAGGAGGAGGAGAAGGUGGUGGAGGAAGAGGAGGGAGAGGAGGAGGUGGAGGAGGAGGAGGAGGAGGAGGUGGGGGUGAAAGCUGGCGGAAGAAAAACCCGUUCAAAAUGGAGAAGAAGGAUGUUUGUCUUGUGUCUUUCCUCAGGGAAUGCCGAUGGAUUGGGUGCGAUCCGAACGAACGAAUUGUAUUCAGCUUGUGAAACGCUUGGAAUAAGUAGGGAGGAGGUGGUAGUGCUUGACCUUCCAGGUUUGCAAGAUGGAUUCGAUAAGAAAUGGGAUGAAGGAUUGAUAUCUAAGCUCGUGGCUAUGGCGGUCAUUCGAAGUAGAGCGACGUCCAUCCUCACGUUUGAUCACCACGGGAUCUCUGGACACCCUAAUCACAUUUCCGUUCAUAGAGGAGUAGUUGCCUUUCUUGCCAAUCAGUCGUCUCUGUUGCGUAGCGAACAAUUAAUGGCACGUCAGCCAGAGCAAACAGAUGGAGGAGGAGGAAGAGGAGGAGGAGGAGGAGGAGGGGAUUACAAGUAUGAAGGGUGUGGAGAAGAGAGAAACGUGAGGAGCAUUGAGGGGAAGGAGGAUGGUUGGUGGCUUUUGGGAGAAGAGAGUAGUGGCGGGAAAUGGUACGGUAGAGAGGAAGAUAGUGGCGGGAAAAAAUGGCGGGAAAAGGUUGAGGGAGGAAGAGUGGUAGUUGAAGGAUGGGAACUUGUUAGUACUGGCUUGAUUAGGAAAUAUAUUGCUUGGUUUGAUUUGGCCUUUUCCGUUUUGGAGUGCACUUUUUCGGGUCGCCGCGCUGAUUGGCUCUUGUUCCGAUCGCCGUCGGUCUGGACCGGGAUCUCGGCCAUGGCGAAACACGCCAGCCAGUUUGUCUGGUAUCGCCGUCUGUUUGUCGUGUUCUCGCGGUACUCUUACAUAAACACGUUGCGUAGAAGAAAGCUUCGUAAAGGGGAGCGUGUCAUGGAGGUCGCCAAUGAUGUAGUAAUUGGGGGAUCAUUGCUAUCAGCUAAUAAGCCUGAAGUGAGGAAGCUGCGAGCUGUCCCAAUAAUGCGGGACAACUUCGCUCCAUUCGGUGAAGUAGCUGAGCCCCAGGAGGACGGGCCUCCAGAAAGUGGGCCGAUGGACGUCUCGUUGGACCUCAGCCGAGGCACGCCCAGGUUCUAUAUCAUGCGCUUACGGGAUCGUUGUUUGAAGGUUCGGCAUAUCACCCACCAUGCGAUGGUGACCCAGUGCUUGGGGACAAUGACGCCCCGAGCGUGGUACUUGGCUGUGGCGCCACCAUCGCUUGUAGAGGAGGGACAGGAACAGGGGCUUCACGAUGGGGAGACAUGUCCAAAGGGUGUUCUUAUCCACCGUAAGGGGGAGUCAUGGCAUGCGUAUCGCCCGCCAAAAGUGGACGAUAUCCAAGUGUUUCGCAUCGACGGCCCCAAAUUCCUGAAGCUGCAUCGAGGAACAUGGCAUGAGGGUCCUCUUUUUGACGGGGGAAUGAUGGAUUUUUACAACUUGGAGCUGAAUGACACAAAUGUGAAUGACCACACGAAGCACAGCUUCCUUGAGCAAGAUGGAGUGGUGUUUGAAAUAGAGGAUGACCAAGCAGCAACUUGAUUGGCGAGGAGAUGGAAGGUUGAUGCUCGUAAGACGGAGAGCAGAUGAUGACGAGGCAGAAAGCGUAUGACGAUCGACGCCGAAAGCCGAUGAUGACAAGGCAGAAAACUUGCGGCAAGGUGGAAUGCUCCUGAAGAGAUAUGGGCAACCGAUCGAUCAUCGUGGUGCAAUGCAGAUCGAAUGUCCAGGUAUGCGCCGAUCGAUCAUCGUAGUGCGAUGAGCAGAUGAGCAGAUGAUGAAGAGGCAGAAAGAAGAUGACGAGUGACGCCAGAAGCAGAUGAUGAUGACAAGGCAGAAAACUUGUGGCUAGGUUGGUACUCGUAAGACGAAGAGCCAGAUGAAGAGGCAGAAAGCGGAUGACGAUCGACGCCGAAAGCCGAUGACGACAAGGUGGAACGCUGCUCAAGAGUUAUGGGUAACCGAUGAGGAGGUGGAGGGAGUGUAGAAGAUGGAGAUCGAUCAUCGUAGUGCAAUGCAGAUCGGAUGGUUCAGUGUGGAAUGCGGAACACAGAGAGAUAGGCGAUAUCAACUAUGGUUAUAUGUCAAAACCCAAACGCGGAUUCAGUGACAAGGCGGAAUGUGGAAGAGAGGCAUGAUUGAUGAGAGUGACACGUCGGAGCGGAGCGGGACGUCCGUAGCCUUCUGUUUCGAAGGUGGUGGAAAGAACAUGGACAUCAACUCCCUCUCUGUUUCACUUCAGGACGGAGGCCGGCUCGGGAGAUAAAAGCCGGAACGAACGAGGGUGGGAGAAGCAGGGAUCAACCAUGGUUGCAGCCAAGGUUGAAGGUGAAAGACGGGGAUCAACGAUGACGGCAAAAUGUCGGGAGCCAAUGCAGAUGUCCAUAGCCUGGUGUCUUUAGAUGGACUGCAUUCGAAGGUGGUGGAAAGAACAAGGACGCCAGCUUGCUCUCUUUCACUGCAGGACAGAGGGUGGGAGAAGCAGGUUUAGUUCGAGCCAAUAUGGUCUUCAUCUAUCGGCAAAAGGGCCCCAACGUGAUGGGGGGUGGGUGGGGGAAGAACAAGAAAAGAAAAAAAAAGAGUCCACGUUGCCUUCCACAGGUGUUGCAGUCGCACAGGAGUCUAGCAUACGUCAUCAUGUGUUCUCUGCCUAACUUCUGUGCACAAAAGGGGAAGCAUUCCAAUUUCCAAGCCAUCCAUACACAAAGCAGGGGAUGGUUUUGAUGCUGCCGAUGAUGAGAUGGUAUGCUGAUGAUGAUGAGAUGAUGGCAGAAACAUAAUCAAAGAGUGCUUGCCCAUUUUGUGCAGAGAAGAGUUCCCUCUUCUGUAUAACUGUUUGACUGUCAGGACAUGAACCGCGCGCGGUUAGCACUUGGGCAUGGUUAGAACUUAGAAGUGACUGGUUAACUGCCAGGGCAGUAACCAUGGUAACAGUUGGAUAUGACUGGAGGGCAAAGUCAAUUUUGCUCAUCCUAUCGAUGCAAGUAGCGUGA